Messenger RNA from Alnus glutinosa, 4873 nucleotides. RefSeq names its product putative pentatricopeptide repeat-containing protein At1g13630. The transcript is spliced from 5 exons. The record is from RefSeq and is a predicted model, not a curated record. Gene Ontology annotation, molecular function: protein binding. The coding region runs from base 241 to 2748 and encodes 835 amino acids. NCBI's taxonomy places the organism in Eukaryota, Viridiplantae, Streptophyta, Magnoliopsida, Fagales, Betulaceae.
CUUCAAAAUUGCCGCGAAACCAACGGCUCUCAAAAACCCUAAUCUCUCUCUCUCUCUCUCUCAACCCCCGCCCCCCCAAAAAAAAAAAAUUAAACCCUAAACAAUUACUCAAAUUCCAAACCCUUCUCAACAUUCCAUACCCCUCCACCCCUCUCCACCUCUCAAUUCCCGAAAUUUUCCCGAGGAAACAAUAACAGAAAAGCGAACGGCUACUUCUCCUAAAACCCUAGCCCCCAGUCCAUGCUCAACCACUUCCAUCAAUGGAAGAAUCCCCUCCAUUUCCCAGCAAGGUCCCGAAUUCUCGCCCCCCUCUCUUCCCUCUUCUUCACCAAAUCCUCGGUUUCCACCGCAAAGCUCUACGACGAGCCCACCACUUCCUCCGCUGUCCCAAACCCUAGGGACACCGUCCGAGAAAUUCUCUCCGGGUUGAGGAGCUUCGGCUUGAUAAGGUUUCUCGGCGGGGAUUAUUUUCGGACCAUGGUUUUGACACUGGACCGGCCUCAGGUGGAUCAUAUUAUCGAUGUUUUGAGGGUCGAGAGCCCGGAGUUUGCGGUGGGUUUCUUCCAUUUGUUAAAGGAUUGUUAUCGGUUUCGGCACUCGAGGGUUUCAUGGUUAGUUGUUUCCCAUGUUUUGGCGGGGAAAAGGCGGUUCAAGGAGUUGCAGUUGAUCAUAAAGCAAAUGGUGGAAGAAGAAGGCUCUGGUUCUGCACCUUCACUUUGUGAGCUGCUCUUGAAUAGCUUCUGGGGCUGGGAUUCAAAUAUUUUGGUAUGGGAUAUGUUGGGAUUUGCUUAUUCAAGAUAUGGAAUGGUUGAAGACGCCCUCUUCGUUCUUGCCAAGAUGAAAGAUAUGAACUUGCAUGCAUCAAUACAAACAUAUAACAGUCUGUUGUACAAUUUGAAGAACACUGAAACCAUGUGGGAUGUGCAUAACGAAAUCAAAGUAAGCGGAAUUCCUCAGAAUGAGUACACUCAUUCCAUACUUAUAGAUGGUCUAUGCGAGCAAUCCAGGCUGCAAGAUGCAGUCUCCUUCCUGCAGAAUGCUGAAGAGAAGGAUACCAGACUUUCCAUUGUUUCAUUCAAUACCAUCAUUUCGAGGUUCUGUAAAUUGGGUUUUGUAGAUGAUGCAAAGUCAUUUUUUUGUAUAAUGCUCAAGUGUGGACUAGUACCUGAUUCAUACAGUUACAAUAUUCUUAUUCAUGGCCUAUGUGUAGCAGGUUCCAUGGAAGAAGCCUUGGAGUUCAAAAAUGACAUGGAGAACCAUGGUGUAGCGCCUGAUAUCGUAACCUACAGAAUUCUUGCUAAAGGGUUUCGUCUACUUGGUUUCAUAAGUGGGGCUUGGAAGGCCAUUCAAGACAUGUUGCUUAACGGGGUUAAUCCAGAUCUUCUUACAUAUACAAUACUGAUCUGUGGGCAUUGUCAGAUAGGCAAUAUUGAUGAAGGCCUUAAGUUGCGGGAAGAGAUGCUUUCUCAAGGUUUUCACUUGAGCAUAAUCUCAUACAGUGUAUUGCUCAGCAGUUUGUGUAAAAGUGCACGGCCUGAAGAAGCAUUGAAAUUGCUUUAUGAAAUGGAAGCUGUUGGCUUGACACCUGAUAUUAUAACAUAUUCUAUCCUCAUUCAUGGCCUCUGCAAGAAAGGAGAAGUCCAGAGAGCCAUCCAACUAUUUGAGGAAAUGUGCUCGAGGAGAAUCUUUCCAAAUGAUUUUACACAUGGUUCCAUUUUGUUAGGUCUGUGUAAGACAGGAAAUAUAUUAGAGGCAAGGAAGUAUUUUGAUAGUCUGAUAGCUAGCGACUCGGUGGACGAUAUAGUUCUGUAUAAUAUUAUGUUGGAUGGGUAUGUCAAACUUGGUAAUAUUGCGGAAGCUGUACAGUUAUACAAACAAUUAACCGAAAAAGAGAUUACCCCUAGUAUUGUCACUUUCAAUACUCUUAUUCAUGGAUUCUGCAAAGACAAUAAACUAGGUGAGGCUCGAAGUCUCUUGGAUACCAUCAAGCUGCAUGGAUUGGUUCCAAGUGCGGUAACUUAUACCACUCUUAUGAAUGCAUACUGUGAAGAAGGAGAUGUGAAAGGCAUGCUUGAAUUGCUUUGGGAGAUGGAAGCAAAAGCUGUAAUGCCUACUCAUGUCACAUACACUGUAGUAAUUAAAGGACUAUGCAAACAAUGGAAGUUGCAAGAAUCUGUCCAAUUACUUGAGGAUAUGCAUGCUAAGGGUCUGACUCCAGAUCAAAUUACAUAUAAUACUAUCAUCCAAUGUUUCUGCAAAGCUAGUGACACGACCAAAGCUUGGCAGUUGCAUAAUGAGAUGCUACUGCAUAACCUGCAGCCUACUCCUGUCACGUAUAAUCUCCUCAUCAAUGGUCUUUGCAUACACGGGGAUCUGAGGGAUGCUGACAGGCUACUUCUUUCUCUGGUGGAUCAAAAGAUCAAUUUGACAAAAGUUGCUUAUACCACAAUUGUUAAGGCACAUUGUGCAAAGGGUGACGUAAGUAGGGCAGUAAUAUUCUUUCAUCAAAUGGUGAAGAAGGGGUUUAAAACCUCAAUCAGAGAUUAUAGUGCUGUGAUCAAUAGAUUGUGCAAAAGGUGUCUAAUAAACGAAGCAAAACAUUUUUUCUGUAUGAUGUUAUCUGAUGGAAUUUCACCUGAUCAAGAAAUCUGUAAGGUGAUGCUUAAUGCUUUCCAUCGGGAAGGUGAUCUCGAAUCUGUUUUUGAACUACUUGCUGAGAUGAUCAAAUUUGGGUUAUUUCCUGAUUAAUCCACGGGAAAUGAUGAUUUGCAUGCAUCUCACCAUCAGAAAGAGCUGUUCCUUGGCUGAUAGAGAAGUCAGUACAUGAGGGGACAAGGAUAAGACGCGAGAUUCUUGUGAAGGAAAAGCUCAAAUCUUGCUAUAGCAUUUCCAUGUCAGCAAUCAGCUUCACGCUUUGGCAUCCUCAUUCUCUGAAUCAGAUCAGAACCCUUUUUUAGUCAACAUAUGGUCUCUGAGUGACCCCUUGCCUUUUGUCUCGCGGGCCGCUGAAGUGGGGAGGGGAAGGAGGCUGUCGAACGAUGUGGCAGCUGCGAUGGAGGAGGUGGUGGAGAGUAGGGUGGUUUGGGAGGGUGGGCGAAAUGAUUUGGUUUGGUGCUUGGACUGAUGACAUGAUUUGUUUUUUUUUUUUUUUUUAAAAAAAAAAAAUUAUAUUAUUAUUUUUCUAAUGGAAAAGAAUUAUAUGAGGUGGCAUAUGGGAUUCAUGAAACGUCCUGUCUGUUUGCCAACUAGACAGAAAGUGUGAUGAAGGGAGUCUAUCUUUAGUCCCAGUGGUAGCACUAGGGUCUUAAUAGCAAAUUUAAAACUGAGUGUCAAUCGAAAUGGACCUAAACAUAAUAAAAAUUACGUCAAUUGGAGAGAAAAUGACAAUCCAAUUCUGUUUAAUGCCUGAAGUAUUAUUUUAAGGGCGCUCGACUGCUCUUUUAAUACUUGAAAAGCCAUAUAUACCAUUACACAUGCAUACUAAUACAUAUGGACACAUAUUUUGGGACUUUUUGCUGCUGGUGAGGAGGUUAAAGAUUCAUUCUGUCACUGACAUUUGUUUGCACUUAAAAUAUGUGUUUGAUUACUUUUUCAUGAAAAUAAUGUUAUCCUAUCUAAGUAAUUAAUUCAAUGGUAUCAAACAUCCCGAAAACUGCUAAAUAAAAUGUGUCCCAAGCCAAAAUAUCACGAGUACCAAGUUGUCCGGUAUUAUUGCAAGGAAAAUUACAAUCAAAAUCCUUAUUGGCCUGUGCCUGGAGAUGGUGAUCAUUUCCACAGACAAACAGGACAUCACCAAAGGCACAUAAUAGCAGAGAGGUAUUUUACAUUAUCUUGAUUAGAUACGAGCUUUGUAGGGCUAUCUCCCAUUGCAAGGCCGCCGAAUCUUGUGGUACCAUUCAGGCUUCAAGAGUAAUUCGACUGAGCCAACUUGCAAAAGGAAAAACUUGCUGAUUUUAUUUGCCAGAUGGUGCAUGUUACAAGAACUCAUAGAUCAUUUGUUUCAUAUCUGGUUCUUACAAGUGAGGCUUGUAUAUACUAUUUUUUGGUACUACAAAUGAUUCUAUAUGCAGCUGCAAUUGUUGGGACCUUGGUCCCUCCUUAAUUAGAUCUCGUCUCUCAGAGUUUGAAGUGAGGAGCAUCACAACUGGCAUUUACUGCCUAGUCGCAGUCUUCCUGAAACCAGACUUGAUAUGGUCUGGGAGCCACUUUUAGUGAACUAACAUGGAAUGGUGGAAUGGCGAAGCUUAGUAGCUCUGUACAUGUGACGUGUAGAUUAGCUACGACUUCGUCUGCUCAUAAUGAUAUGCCAAUUCGUCCAAAGUUGGAGGUGCUAUGGGCAAUUUCACUCACUUUGCCAAAAUAAGUUAUUGGCUUCCUCAUUUCUUGCUAAAAUAAUAUCUAGCUUUCUUUUUCUUUUUUGAAUUCAUCUAGCUUUCUUAACCGGAGAAAUCUACAAAAAUCAUUCCCGGAACCCUCAAGCAUCGUGACUCGGUCGGAGUUGGGACAGCUCCUUGACAAGAGCAUCCAAAUCCCUGGAAGAGCUCCCAUCAUCCCUCACCGCUUCAAGCGCCUUAUCUCUGAGUGCCCUUGCCCUCGCUUUCCGAGCACUCUCCCCGCCCAUCGACUCGGCAAUCAGCCCCGCCAAGUGGGCCGGAUCAGGCACCGAGUGGGCGCCCUCGCACACCCUGACGGCCACGCCCAUGUCCUCCACAAGCAGCCUGGCGUUCACGAACUGGUCGGCCUCCAUUGGCCAACCCAGGAUCAUCGUCCCCCCCACUAUCCCUUCCAGCACCGAGUUCCACCCGCAGUGACUCACAAACCCUCCCACCGCAACGUGGCUUAGUAUCCUCACCUGUGGCGCCCACCCCUUCAC